This is a messenger RNA of Fundulus heteroclitus (mummichog), 6297 nucleotides long. It is a transcript of the gene mst1rb, whose product is annotated as macrophage stimulating 1 receptor b. Gene Ontology annotation, cellular component: membrane; signaling receptor complex. The record is from RefSeq and is a predicted model, not a curated record. Gene Ontology annotation, molecular function: transmembrane receptor protein tyrosine kinase activity; protein binding; ATP binding. Bases 247 to 4374 code for a protein of 1375 amino acids. Gene Ontology annotation, biological process: multicellular organism development; positive regulation of kinase activity; cell migration. Lineage: Eukaryota; Metazoa; Chordata; Actinopteri; Cyprinodontiformes; Fundulidae. The transcript is spliced from 21 exons.
UCUGGGGGCGGCGUGGAGGGGAGGAGAGGAGCGAGCAGGAGCACGGCUAAGGAGCAGAACCAGCGGAGCUUCCCACCGGAACCACCCGUUGAUCCAUGAAAAGUUACUGCUUGUCAAGUUUGACCUGAGAACCAACAAGCCGCGCGCGCGCAGCGUGAGAGCCCCGCGCGCUGUCAGCCAGGGACGGAGCGAAACUGGACGUUGCUGGAGGACACAGACCAACCUGCACAGAACCUGGGAGUGGCGAUGGUCCACUGGACCACAGUGUGGGGGACAUGCAUCUGGCUCCAGAGUCUGCUGGCCUUCGCCUCGGCCAACUGUCCCUCACAGAACCCCAACCCGGUCAACUUCUCCGUAAUUUACACCAUGCCAUUUUUUCAGGCCCAGGGACCCAUCCAGAACAUAGUCAACAACUCAUUUUACCAGGAAGUGUACGUGGCUUCGCAGAACGUUAUCGAAGCCGUCAACAGGAGUUUGGAAAAGGCAUGGGAGCUCCGCACUGGGCCAGUUGGAAGUCCAGAGUGUCAGAUAUGUGAUUUAUGUGAUACCGAAAAGGAUUACCACUUUCUGGAGGACACAGACAACCAGGUGUUGGUGUUGGACACUCUUUUUAUGUAUUUAUAUUCCUGUGGAAGCUCUCAGUAUGGUGUUUGCUAUUUCCACGAGCUGAACCCAAAUGGAGGACCACCUUCUCGCUCUAAGUGUUUGUUCAGAAAGAGCGCAAACUCUGCCGCUUAUUGUCCAGACUGUGUGGCGAGCCUUCUCGGUACCAAAGUGUCGAUGGUAGAGGAGGGUCAGACUGUCUACUUUUUUGUUGCUGCCUCCGUAAAUGAAAGCGUUACCCAGCGCUACGGAAGGAAGUCAAUAUCAGUCCGGAGACCCCUGGCCACUGAGGAUGGCUUCUACAGUGAUGUGCGAGGCCUUACUGUUCUGCCCAGCCUUCGGAGGACAUACCACAUCGACUAUGUCUACAGCUUCUUUACUCAGGAGUUUGUCUACUUCCUCUCUGUCCAAAGAGAGAGCCCAGAUCAGGACUCUUCGCCAUUUCAGACUCGCCUGGGACGUCUCCCACGGAGCGAGUGGGAGGUGAAGAGGUAUCGGGAAUUGAUCCUGGAGUGUCGCUUUGAACCCAAACGCCGGAGGAGGAACGUUCGCAGCGAACCCUACAAGGACGUUGUGUACAAUGUGGUCCAGGCGGCUUACUUUGGCAAGGCCGGCAGGGAGCUGGCAGAGGAGUUAGGGGCGGAAGAGGAGGACGACAUCCUCUAUGGGGUGUUUGCUGUUACCGACGACAGUGGGGUCACAGAGAAUGACUCGGCUCUCUGCGCCUUUCCUAUGGACAAUGUGAACAAGGCGAUUGUUGACGGGGUUGAUGAUUGCUGUCAGUCUGGACCAGAGCAGCUGUCCAGGGGGCUUUGCCACUUCCAGCCGUGUGAAAGCUGUCCACAUGAGAGCAUGGAGAACAAUGCGACGUGCAAAGACCAUCCUACCAUGGUGUCAAAGCCCUACUACAGAGUGGACCUCUUCAACAGGCAGAUGACAAACGUCCUGCUCACCUCUCUCCUCGUGACAACUAUAGAGAACAAAACGGUUGCUCACAUUGGCACCUCCACGGGACGUCUACUUCAGCUUGUGUUGACAAGAUCAAGCCCAGUAAUCUUUGCCAAUUACUCCUUGGUAGAGAAUCAGAGGGUGUCUUCUAUUGCUGCUGUGUACUCUUCAGAGUAUCUACUUUUUGUAGUUGGAGACAAGAUGAUUCAGGUGCCCCAGAGAGGGCCGGGUUGUCAGCACUUCAUGACCUGCGCUAUUUGCCUGACUGCCCCAAAGUUCAUGGGCUGUGGUUGGUGCUCUGGAGUGUGUUCCUGGGAGAGUGAGUGUCAAAGCCGCUGGAGAAAUGAAUCCUGUCCGCCUGGGAUCAGUGGGUUUUUUCCACGGACUGCUCCCCCUGAUGGACAAACAGAGCUAACAGUGUGCGGCUGGGAGUUCCAGUCACCCUUAAGACCUGCUAUCACCUCCAGAACCCACCAGGUCCGACUUGGACAGACUGCCUGCAGUGUGAUUGCACUCAAAAGCAACAGCACACAUUUAGUGUGUAAAAUUCGAUCUGGGGCUACCAAGCUCUUUGAGCCAGUCAACAUUACAGUGGAAGUGCAUGAGGGCAGGUUGGAGGGCCGCUACUCUAUUGAUGGGAAGGCUCAAAUGUCAGGGUUCACAUUUGUGGUUCCCAACAUCACAGAUAUACAGCCCAACUAUGGCCCUCGUGUCGGAGGAACGCUCAUCACAGUGACUGGGUUCCACUUGGAUGCUGGGAAGAACAGAAGAGUCACUCUGAAUGAUGUACCUUGCCCUAUAAAAAGAUCAAAAUCUAUAGCCGACAUUUCAUCCAUCAUCUGCUUGUCCCAGCCCAUCUCGGAGGUGAGGGAUGUCCCACUGAGUGUUUUCAUCGACAAAUCUCCGGUCCACACCACAAAGGUGUUUUACUACAAAGAAAAUCCAAAGAUCACAGGCGUACUGCCCGACUGCAGCUUUCACAGAGGUUCAAAGAUUCUCAUUGAAGGGGAGAACCUUGACUCAGUUUACCGCACCGUAAUUCGCUUUAAACCCAAUGAGAGCCACCUAAAAGCAGUAACAAGGGAGUGCAUUGGUAAGUCCCUGCCAACACAGAUGGAGUGCAUCACCCCGGUGUUCCAAAGAGAUGAGAGUGAGGAGGGACUGCUGUCUUUUGACAUGGACGGAGCCCUGGGCCUUUGGAAUAAAGAGUUCUCCUAUCACCCCUAUGGAGAACCUAUUCCUUUUGAAACAGAAGGACAUGUGCUCAGCUUGUAUCCUGGUUUUGAUGAAGUUUCCCUCCAUCAUAAAAAGCUCAACCUGGUGAGCUCCUGCAUGACCAUCGUCAUGACGGUCGCAGAUGUCGAUUGUGAUGCCAAAGUCCUGGAUAAUGAGAUAACCUGCCGGAUCCCAAAAAACAUCUCCAUUCCCAGUGAGGGACUGCCAGUGAAGAUCUCCAUCAACGGGCAGGUUCAUCAUGUUGGCACAGUGGUGAGGGUCAACAACCACUACAUGGUGGGAAUAGUUCUGGGGAUCCUGACGGCUCUUGUGGCUGGGGCGGUGCUGGCCUUUGUUGUGAUGAAACAUUUGAGAAAGAAAAAGAAAGCCUCAUUGAUAGAAGCCCGUUUGACCCACAGUGCCACCCACUCAGCAGCAAACACUAUGGAGUUGUCUCCCAUUGGAGACUACAGAAGAGUUGUAUCCCUGAGUCCCCCCACCCCUUUGGUUGGGCCUGUGGUUUUUCAGGGACUGGCCUACUCUGCAUGCAACAGAGAUCCAACUCUCACCCCACUCAUGCAAACAGAAAAAAUCUCUAUAUCCAGUUUUACACCAGAGCUGCUGGAAGAGGUGAAAGAUGUUCUCAUUCCUGCUGAGAUGCUUAUAGUGCAGCACCAUCGGAUCAUUGGGAAGGGCCAUUUUGGAACUGUCUAUCAUGGUUACUUAACAGACUCCAACAACAGAGAAAUCCACUGUGCUGUCAAGUCUUUGAACAGAAUCACAGAUGUCGAAGAAGUGGAGCAGUUUCUGAAGGAAGGUAUCAUUAUGAAGGGAUUCCACCACACCAAUGUGCUAUCUUUGCUGGGCAUCUUCCUGCCGCAUGAAGGACUCCCUCUAGUGGUGCUUCCGUAUAUGAAACACGGAGACCUACGGCAUUUCAUACGCUGCGAGAAGAGGAACCCGACCGUAAAAGAUCUCAUUGGCUUCGGGCUGCAGGUUGCCAAAGGGAUGGAGUAUUUGGCCACGAAGAAGUUUGUGCACAGAGAUCUUGCUGCGCGCAAUUGCAUGUUGGAUGAGUCAUAUACAGUGAAGGUGGCAGACUUUGGCAUGGCCAGAGAUGUCUUUGAUAAGGAAUAUUACAGUGUUCAGGACCACAGGAAAGCUAAACUGCCUGUCAAGUGGAUGGCCAUUGAGAGUUUGCAGACACAGAAAUUCACCACUAAAUCAGAUGUGUGGUCCUUUGGUGUUCUGAUGUGGGAAAUGCUGACCAGAGGAGCGAGCCCCUACCCAGAGGUGGACCCUUAUGACAUAACACAUUACUUACUGAAAGGCAGAAGGCUUCCCCAGCCACAGUACUGCCCCGACUCGCUAUAUCGCAUUAUGCUCCAGUGCUGGGACCCCGAUCCAGAGCUGAGGCCCAGCUUUGCUACUCUGGUUUUAGCUGUAUCCACAAUCCUGUCAAGCCUGGAAGGAGAGCAUUACAUCAGUUUGAACGUCACCUACGUGAACCUGGACCAGCCCAGGCCCUACCCCGCUCUCACAGACUCCCCUGAUGAAUAUGACUCUACAGACGUUGAAGACUCAGGCUCAGACUCAGCCUCUUCCUGAUGCAAAUGGAGCACCCUGCUAGCAGCAGGAGCAUAAAAACUCUCUUUAGUCACACUAGUGGGUUUAUGUCAAAGCAGGUAAAACAAAGCUGCUUCCCUACCAUCCGAGGACAUGAAUGUGAUAGUACCAUACAUGCACCUGCCAUAUCAGACUCUGCAGUUUACCUUAACUAAAUCCAAAGCAAAUUCAGUUUCAUAGUAAAAUGUAGGAACAUCGGUCACUUCUUAAAACUGCCUUUUUGGGUAAAAUAUCAUCAUGUGUGCAUUUGUCAUACAACAGCAUCUCAAUAAGUUAGAAUGUUAUCAAAAAACAAAAUUAUUGCAGUAAUUUUACACAAAUAUUGAAACUCGGAUUUAUUACACUUCUCAGUAUAUAUUUCAAACUGUAAUUUAUCUUAAUUCCUCUGAAUUUGGCUUACAACCAGUGAAAACAGAAAACACAGUUUCUCCCCAAAUAAAUACUGCAUAAGAAUGAUUGAAAAAUAUAUUUCUACUAGAGAAAAAUCAGUAAACGGACAAGCAUUUGCACUGAAUACUUAGUUGGGACUCUUUUGCAUGAAUCACUGCACCAAUUCUGCGUGGUAUGCGGUGAUCAGCCUGUGGCUCUGCUGAGGAGUUAAGGAAGCCCAAGCUGCCUUAAUACUGGCCUUCAGCGGCAGCGUUUUAUACCACACAUCCUUCUGCUAAAUUCUCCAUUAAUCAGCUUGGACACAGUUCACUGUGAACAGCCAGUUCCUGACCUUCUGCUGCUUACUCUGCUUGUAGUCAGUGACUGUCUGCUGGACAACUGUCAAGCUAGUGUGUCACCUUGAUUUUCUAGACCAGGGGUCACCAACAUGGUGCACCGUGGUGGUGACCCCUGGUCUAGGGCAUAACAUAACAUUUCUCUAAAGUGUACGUAACUAUUUUUUGUUUUGGUCAACAUUGUAAUUUUGUGAGAAACCAAAUUUUGUUAUUUUGAUUAGCUGUAAUCCGGGGGACAGCUUUAGCCGGGGACAAGUUGUCCAAAGCGGUUCAACCCUGUCUUAACAGCCCAUUCCAGCCUCUCCUCAAAUUUUGGAAAUAGUCUCUAAUAGUAUCUGUGGGGGUAAAUGAUGAAUGAUGGAGAUAUGUAAUUUUAGCUGGUUGCAGCACCUCAUAUUGAUAUGUGCCCACUGUAGGCUUGAAUCCAGUGAUGACAUAGUUGUCUUUUUUUUUUUUUUUUUUUUUACUUUUUGAGGGAAAUGCCAACCCCAACCAUCACACUACCUCCACCAAAAACUGUUUGGUAUUGGCAGAAAAGAUCUAAGGGGAAAAAAAUAGUCUUUCCAUCGUUACAACAUAUAAUCAACUGAAACAAAUGUUCUUACUGUGUGUACUAUGUUUGUUACAUGCUUGCUAGAUAGGCAGCUUGCUUUGAAUUAAUAUUGUUAAAAACCAAUAUAGUAAUAAUACAGUACAUUUAUAACAGAUUACAGUAUGCAGUGUUAAUAUUUCAACAGAGGAAAAAUAUUUGGAUAUGCCUACAAUUUUCUUAGCACAUUCAUGGGUUUUAGCAGUGCACUAAAAUCCGACUGGAGCUAACUUAGCAAGCUAUAGGUUAGCUUGAUGAUGUGUGUGUGUGUGUGUUUUUUUUUUAAGAUUAGCUACAUUUAACCAUGUUUUUUGAGCAAACUAGUUCAAAUAAAAGCUCUCUCGAGAGCUAAACAAGUAGAAUGAAUACAUUUUUAGCUCUGUUUUAUUCCUUGUUUUCCUGUUAUUCACCUGUACUGUGGUGACAUAGGACAAGAAAAUAUUGCUACUUAAUGCUGCGUGUGUGUAGUGUCCUUUUACAAUACGUCUUACAUUUUCUCUUGAUUUUUCAGUGUAAGCAAAAGAUGACCGAUAAGUCUGCUUAUAUUUCUGUCUUUGAAGUAGUACAAUAAAAUAUUUAUUUGUUUAUAGA